Molecule: messenger RNA, 687 nt
Organism: Saccostrea cuccullata (small rock oyster)
Lineage: Eukaryota; Metazoa; Mollusca; Bivalvia; Ostreida; Ostreidae
Product: NPC intracellular cholesterol transporter 2-like
Exons: 4
Coding region: 150-602 (150 amino acids)
Biological process (GO): intracellular cholesterol transport
Molecular function (GO): sterol binding
Source: RefSeq, a predicted model, not a curated record
UUAAAAUUUAAAUGCCAUUCAUGCAACAGAGGUCGAAUAAGGAUUCUCUCACUAUAAUUCCACGUGAUUCUACCCGAAUAUAAACAAACCCCUCUGAGAGUUCGUAACAAUAUUCACAGAAGAAGAGGACGUCGGAGACAAAAGAAACAAUGUCCCUCUCGCUCGCCUGCGCUCUGGUAGUGGUGGGUGUUAUUGCCACCUGUUUUUGUGAACCGAUCAACUUCAAAAAAUGUGAUGGAUCACCAGACAUAAAAACAGUUGAUAUCACACCUUGUAAGGAACAACCCUGUAAAUUCUACCAUGGAAUGAACGUCACAGUGUCUGUAACAUUUUUAUCAGUCAAAAGCUCUGUUGGGCUUACAGCUGAAAUCUAUGGAAUUCUUGCGGGAGUGCCAGUCAAAUUUAACAUGCCUAAUUCAAACGGAUGCAGAUCCAGCAAUAUCACCUGUCCGAUCAAAAACGGCGACCAAUACACCUACAGUGGAGUGUUCAAUGUUCUGAAAACCUACCCAAAUAUACGUCUUACAGUGCAGUGGGAUUUAAAGGCAGACGACAACAGUUACUUAUUUUGUUUCGUGUUUCCAAUGGAAAUUGAUAAAUGACUGUUCCUCAUAAAAACUGAGAUUGACUGAAUCCAUGUUUGCUCAUUUUAUCACAUUCACAAUAAAUUCACUUCAGCAUACUUAA